Theileria equi strain WA is the source of this 747-nucleotide messenger RNA. RefSeq lists its product as hypothetical. Lineage: Eukaryota; Apicomplexa; Aconoidasida; Piroplasmida; Theileriidae. The record is from RefSeq and is a predicted model, not a curated record. Bases 17 to 319 code for a protein of 100 amino acids. The transcript is spliced from 4 exons.
GGAUGCACUGAUAAAUAUGUUUGGUGGAACAUACGAAUCCCCUUUGGGGACACUGAAGGAAGACGCAUAUAUGGUAUUCGACAAAUGUAAAUACAUUUUAGGAGGAUCGUGUUAUAGUAACAGUGCGCAAAAGUUGCUUAAAUGGGACUUUGCAGGGCCUUUCUUUAUCUCGGUUCUCUUUCCAUUAACAGUCUAUUUCCCGCGCGCUACAUACGAAGUUGAAAGGCAAAAUGAGGCUUGCGUUGCGCUAUUCCUAUUCAUUUGGAUUUUACCGUUCCUCUGUGGUAUAAAUGCCUCCCUUUUGGGAUCGUUUGUGUAAGUGUUGCCCAUCAUUUUCGUCUAGCAGAGACAAUUACAGGCACCAUUAUGGUAUAAUGUCUGCAAUGAUGUAUAUGAUGCUGCCAAUUUGGCUCUCAAGUUUCGUUUCAAAACUCUUUCCCAUCUUUGUCAAGGUACUGCUCAUAGCACCAGCUACCGUGUAUUCGUUGUUAGGUGAGAUAUUUUUGAUACAGUAUAGCAUAUCUAGUGUGUUACAAACUUUCAAAAUCGCAAGUGGUGGAAAAUAAAAGUUUUCUAGCCUUUAGUCCCAUGUUUUUCACAUACCUAACAGUGGGCAUAACAUCUGCAUUGAGCUGAAUUCAGCCUCUGUACCUGAGCUUUUAUUGGGAUAAAAAUGUAAAAGUCAUCAUUAGCGAUGAAGGUAUGGUUUUUAACCAAUUUACGUCCCUAUCAAUGGGUAACCCUGAU